Molecule: messenger RNA, 1017 nt
Organism: Mesorhabditis belari
Lineage: Eukaryota; Metazoa; Nematoda; Chromadorea; Rhabditida; Rhabditidae
Source: the annotation of a GenBank genome assembly
AUGAAGCGCCAGAAUGUCCGUACACUUUCUCUUAUCGUCUGCACACUCACCUAUCUCUUGGUUGGAGCGGCGGUUUUCGACGCGCUCGAAUCGGACAACGAAAUGCAACAGAGAAGUCUCGUGCAAAAGAUUCGCAAAAUGCUUCUCCAAAAGUACAACAUGUCCGAAGCGGAUUACGAUAUUUUAGAGGCAAUCAUCGUGAAAAGCGUGCCACAUAAGGGUGGCUAUCAAUGGAAAUUCAGCGGCGCUUUUUAUUUCGCUACCACCGUCAUCACGACGAUUGGUUACGGUCACAGUACGCCAAUGACAACAGGUGGAAAGAUUUUCUGUAUGUUGUACGCGUUGGCCGGGAUCCCGCUUGGACUUGUGAUGUUUCAAAGUAUCGGUGAACGAAUGAACACUUUCGCCGCACAGCUAUUGCGCUUCAUUCGUCGGAUAUCCGGGCGAGCGCCAGAGGUAACCCAGGGCGAUCUGAUUUUCAUAGCCUCGGGCUGGGGCACUUUUCUGAUUGUGGCUGGCGCGUACGCCUUUCAACAAUACGAGGGAUGGUCGUAUUUCGAUUCGAUUUACUAUUGUUUCACCACACUAACGACAAUCGGCUUCGGCGAUUUCGUAGCCCUGCAAAAGGAUGGCGCUUUGCAGAAAAGGCCAGACUACGUGAUAUUCUCCUUAGUUUUCAUCAUGUUCGGUUUGGCGGUGAUCUCGGCGGCGAUGAAUUUGCUUGUCUUGCGGUUCCUCACAAUGAAUACCGAGGACGAGAAACGAGACGCGCAUCAAGCUCUUCUCGCCGAACGGGGUCUCAUCCAAGUUGAUGACUCGUCAGAUGAAGAAGAGACCGCUUUCGGAGCACGACUAGAUGAAGACAAUAUAUCGGUUUGUUCUUGUUCUUGUUAUCGGAUUCCUUAUGGCGAGAUCCGACAAAAGCAACGCAUUCAACGAGACUCAAUUCGAGUGGACCGAUUAGUUGGCGGCCCACUCUCACAACCAUCUCCACUUCUUCAGAAACCCCAUCAACAU